GGCAUUGCCCGAAUGGUGUGUUUGCGCCAUGACCACGUGACUCUCUGUGAUGCGACGUGACUCGCUCAACAGGAUCCGCCUUCUCCAGGCAACCGCAUCGGCAAGCAACAGUUGCUCGGCGCAGGACGCCGGCUGUGCUUCGGAAGUAUUUCCUGCAAAACUGGAUACCAGCCCUCUCAUUGGUGUAAAGGUCCCAGGGUCGUAGGCUCGGGUCUCAUUCGGCCUCGGCUAGGGUUAUUUCGGAUAACGAGCCUAGUCCAACAAUAACGGGGACCUUCGACCUGAAGCAUUCUCGCUACUGGAAGAACUGAUACUGCCAAAGGAUAUCGAUCUAAGGAGUCAGCUCAAGUCGUCGCCGCACCGUUUGUUCUUCUCUCUUGACAGGAACUUUGCUCGGUGUAUUGCUUGUAACACUAUCAAAGAUUCGCGCCAGGGGAGCCACUGCCGCACAGACUGUGCUGAUUCAUGCAUCGUCAGGCAGACCGCGCUGGUUGCACCUCUACUGUAUCCGGGAGUAUAAGCUAUUCAGAGAAUCUCAGACGAAGGUCGCUGACUCUGUCCAGCACAGCACGGGUUUCUCAAGACGGAUCCAUAUUUGUUACCGCAGCCGACAGAGAGCUGUGCGUGAUGGCUCAAGCCUUUCGCGUGUGAUAGCCCUCGUCCUCCAGCUGAGAUCAAGGGGCGAGUUGGGCGAUGAAUCGAAGUCCUGCGCUGCAGUGACUCACUGGGCGUCCUGUUUUGUUACUUUCUCUGCUGCUAGUACUGCUACUGCUGUUGAUUGAAUGCUUGGAUCUCUCGCUGAGUCGUGGCACUGAAUGGCGGACUAUAAGUAAUCGCAACAACCCACAGACAUAAUGUCCGGGUCUUCGAACUCCUCCAAGUCUGCCGUCGACUCCUCCAUGUUUUCAAAGCGCCGCCGAGCAUAUAUGGCCUGUACGAAUUGUAGACAGCGCAAAAUCAAGUGCAUCACUUCCUCCGAUGGAGACUUUCGGCCAUGCACACGAUGCGCGAAGCGCAAUCUGCAGUGCGAAUACGUCGCAGUCCCUGAAGAAUUCGGAUACGGGUACCAGACCGACUCUGCGUCUUCAGGGUCCACAAACGCCUCCGGACAAUAUCUCGCAGCUGCUGGUGCUUCGUGGGCGCCCCAAGCAAUUACCCCGCCCUCCGCCGGUCUCAACAAUUACAUGCAACCGAGCGCCGGUGGCCCGUCCAGCCAACGCGCUUCUGGGGCUCCCGUGCAGCCCUACACCAGCUCCCGCGGCGACUACUCAACUCAAUUGCGAGCUCCACAGCAGGGGAGCGGUCUCCCGGCCGCGGGAUACCCGUAUGCCGGGAACUACUAUACUGGAUAUGGAUCCACCCACCAGCAACAGUAUUCACAACAGCAAAUGUACGCCGCAGGCGGUCCGACUCAACCCGUGUAA
Mycena citricolor is the source of this 1424-nucleotide messenger RNA. The record is from the annotation of a GenBank genome assembly. Lineage: Eukaryota; Fungi; Basidiomycota; Agaricomycetes; Agaricales; Mycenaceae.